Molecule: messenger RNA, 2533 nt
Organism: Diospyros lotus (date-plum)
Lineage: Eukaryota; Viridiplantae; Streptophyta; Magnoliopsida; Ericales; Ebenaceae
Exons: 7
Coding region: 416-2245 (609 amino acids)
Source: RefSeq, a predicted model, not a curated record
UUCACAGUUCAGGCAAGACCGAACAUCACAACAACUAUAACAACAACGUUGUUCUUGUUCCAUCCACGACCCAUCAUCAUCAUCAUCUUGCUCCCAGCCCGCCUCAUAUUCACAUACAUAUAUAUUUAUAUAUAUAUAUAUAUAUAUUGAGAGAGAGAGAGAGAGAGAGAGAGAGUGUGAGUGAGAGAGAGAGAGAUUCGUGUUUGUCAGCGCGCUACUCUGCUAAUUUAAACUCGAAAACUUCAAACAAAGCCCCUCCCCACCAGAUCCCAAAACCCUAACCCUAACAAACUUCACUUUCACCUCAUACAUACGAAGAUUCAUGUUUUAUUCACCCGACCCACCAUCUCCUCCAACGUCCGGAGCUUGAAGUAAGUUCUGUCUUCACUUGUUGUCUGUGUACAGGGGAAACAAAAUGGAGGAUGAAGUAGUUGUCCCCGAUCGGUCAUUGGCGGUCCCCAGAUCUGAAUCCAAGUUAAUGACCCGGGAAAAGCGGAGCAGUGCUGAAGUUGGGGGAGAAUCUGAAGUUGGUCGUAAGCGAGUGAAAAUACGAGAUCUUGAUUCCGUGAUUCGAUCGGAAGAAAUUGAAACCCAUUAUCCAAAAUCUACAGAAAUGGUUGGAGCCAGUCACCAUUGUUCCUCUACUGAAAAAGAGAAGCCCCAAGGAUUCUCCAAGGAUGCUGCACCAACAAAUUCGGAGAGUGCUCAAGCAGAAAUAACAGGAAGGGACAUACCAUCAGCUUUGGCUGAUCCUGCCCGCACUUCUAUUGAUCUGGAUAACAAAGUCUCCCUAGCUAUCAGUUCAGCCAGCAGUGAUAAGUUGGCAGGCACUGACAAAUCGUUGUCAUCCGGGACACAUGGUAUAGAACAUGAUGCUACUUGUGCAGUAUCAAGGGGAUUCUGCUUGGAUCUUAAUGCAGAAGGUGUUUCUAGCUCGCUGAACCAAGAUCCAUUUUAUCCUUACAAGAAUCAAGAACAAUUGAGAGCAAGUGAUGCUUCAGAGUGUGGGAGCACUACUGGUACACGGCAGGAGAAAGAUCCGAUGAGAAUUUGGAAAGAGAUGAAGCAAAAUGGCUUCCUCUCGUCCUCUUAUGGAGGCAUAUCUGUGGCAAAGCAACGUGGGAGGAAAAGUAGAAGUGAUGGGGACAAGAAAAGACUGGAGCUUGCCAGAAGAGAACAAACUGACAGGUUUGCCAGAAUUGCUGCUCCUAGUGGACUGCUGAAUGAGUUGAACCCUGGGAUUAUAAACCAUGUGAGAAACAGGAAACAGGUUCAUUCAAUAAUAGAGGCCUUAGUGAGAUCUGAAAAACAUGAAAAUCAUCAUGCUGGAGGAAAACAAGCUACCUCAGCGAAGACCGGUGGUAAAGAAAUUACCGGCAAGAAGAAGGACGUCGAAAAUGUGAGUGGUUUAGGAAUGAAUCCAGUUGAUAUUUCUCAUGAAGAUUCCCGGAGCACUUUGUCAGUGAGCCAGCAGACAAGGGGUUGGCCAAUGUCAAUGACUGAGUCAUGUCACUUCAAUGUAGAUCACUUGAGGAGAGAUGAUGGUUUGAUCAAUGUUGGGAGGACUUUUGGUAAAAUUCAUGGUACCUCACACCCCACCCAUGAUAGCAAGGACGAUACUCUUGCUCUGAAGUUGUCAUCGUCCACAACUACAGCCUCGCAGAAUGCUAGUACUCUGUCUAAUGAGGACUCAGCAGAACCAACCAGUUUUUCUUCCCUAUCUGUCAACGCUGCUAAUGUGGCUUAUCACUGGUUGGAACUAAUUCACCAAGACAUUAAAGGGCGUCUUACAGCACUACGACGCAGUAAGAAGAGAGUUCGAUCAGUGAUCCAUACUGAACUGCCUUUCUUAAUGUCACGGGAGUUCUCAUUCAAUCAACAGAGUGAUUGCUACGUUAUGAAAAAUGCUUCUGCUGGAUGCUCGGACAUUGCAACUGUUAACUUGCAUAGAGCUAGGUGGACUGCCGUAUUUGGUCAAAUGGAUAAAGCACUAUCCGAAGAAGAGAAACAUUUGGAAAGUCGAUUAAAACAAGUAAAAGAAAUGCAGCUCCACUGCGAAAAGGGCCUAGUACAUUUCCAUGUUGGUGCAUUUCAUGGUUCACAACAGCUGGGUAGAUUAGAAAAUGACUUGAGGCUAGAGGAAGAAGAUAAUUCAGAAAGGGAAUUAGCUGUUAGGGCAGCUGCAGCUUCCAUAUACUCAACAUGCAACUUUCUGGUGUCAAAGGAAAAUUUACCUUGUUCCUGACUGUUUUUGCCUCCAAUCUCACAUUACAUUGCCCUGUUCCUAAUUAUACUCGACUUUUUUCCAGCCUCAUUAAUCUCCAUGUGCAUUUAGCAAGCCAGUGGGUAGAUUUUUGCCAGUGGAGGAGGCUCUGUGAGUUUGUUAUCUUGUAAAAUUAGAAUGUGAUAACAUUAUACAUGUCAGUUCUAAUUGCCAUUCUGAAUAUGAUAUCUUUCAGAGUUUGUUGUGAGAAUUUUAACUGUUAACAUCAGAGUUGGUUUAUUGAUUCACAAUAUUUGAGUUGUGCUCUGU